Molecule: messenger RNA, 653 nt
Organism: Notolabrus celidotus (New Zealand spotty)
Lineage: Eukaryota; Metazoa; Chordata; Actinopteri; Labriformes; Labridae
Product: C-X-C motif chemokine 9-like
Exons: 4
Coding region: 154-459 (101 amino acids)
Biological process (GO): neutrophil chemotaxis; chemokine-mediated signaling pathway; antimicrobial humoral immune response mediated by antimicrobial peptide
Cellular component (GO): extracellular region
Molecular function (GO): CXCR chemokine receptor binding; chemokine activity
Source: RefSeq, a predicted model, not a curated record
GGUCAAAGAGAGUAUUUAAGUUAACCCCCUGCCACUAAUCUUCACAUCUCUCCUGGCAGCUCACAAACCUUCAUCUGAUCACAGAAAACCUCACCAGCUUCAGUUCUUACAGCUUCUAUCAUCUUCAUCUGAAGGAACACGACAAACUCAACAAUGUCUGGCAUCAUCAAAGUGUUUCUGCUCCUGGCUGUCAUGAUCUGCAUCUCCAAAGCCCAGCUCAAUGAAUCAGGGCAGCAGUGUCUGUGCCAACGAUUCAGAAGAGGAAUCAGUUCCAAGUCUGAUAUAAAGGACAUCCAGUUCUACAAAGAAACCAUCUUCUGCAACAAAGUGGAGAUUGUUGUCACCAUGAAAAGUGGCCUUCGAUACUGCCUGAACCCCAAUAUGAGAGCAGUGAAAAAACUUAUGGCUAGGAUCAUGCCAAAAGAGAACAUCACUACUAGCAGCCCUAGCUCUAUGUAGCUCUUUGGAUCACUAGAAUGCUUGGAUUACCUCUGACCCCAGCUAAGGCACCUUAAAUGAAUAUACCUUUGAACCAUUAACUCAAUUAUCUAUUUAUCUUCUUAUUAUAUUGAUGUGCUGUUUAAGUUUGUUUCUGUUUUACAUCAUAUGUUGUUUAAUUUAAUCUAUAUAUUGUGAACCAAGUUUUUCUGUAU